AUCCAACAUCCUGUUCUCAAAGUGGCCAACCAGAUGACUCUGGAAAAUUCUCAAGCAGAACCAGAAUAGUUUCCAGCAAUGUUUUCAAAAGAAUUUCUCCCUCUGACUGCAGGCAGAGCACAACCAUCAUGACUUGUAGCCGCUGAUAGCCUUAUCCUCCAUGAAUUUUUUCUGGCUCUCUUUUAAAGGCUUUCACUACCUCCUGUGGGAGUGAGUUCCAUGGUGCAAUCUUAUCCUGAGAUAAACACAAGAAGUAAAGGAGUAGUUUUCUCUCUAGGACUGGCCUGUUCAUGUGGCAGACUCAAGUAGCUGCCUCGGGUGGCAGAAUCCAAGGAGCGGCACUGCUGUGGGCAUCCUACCCUCCCCCAAAGAAGCGGCUGCGGUGGGUUCUGGCAAGAUCUCGCAAGAGCACUGCAGGUACCCCACCUACCCACCGCUGCUGUUGCAGAAUUGAGAAGUGACUGGUUUGGGGUUCCAGUGAGAUCUCACAAACAGUCCUGUGAAAUCUUGCCGGAACAUGUAAGUCACUGUGCAACCCCAGUAAGCAAGGCUGCAAUGGGGUUGUGUGUGCAGGCUGGUCCUUUCCUUUUUCGUCUCUGACAAUAAAAUGGGAAAUGUCUGUGUCUAUGGUUUCUAGCACUGGCUUUCCUGCCCUGGAUAUGGAUGGGAAAAGCAGAGGCAAUGGGAAGUCUGACUUCCCACCUUAUGCUUGGCUGUCCUUCACUCACUCAGCUACCCCGUUGGAGGUGCUGCUGCAGUUCUCUUUCCCAUGUGAACAGCCUGCAGUCUUUCAUCUGCAUCACAAUUGCCCAGAUGGUGCUAGUGGUUGGAAGGUGUGUGUGUGGGGGGGGCAUUCAGCCCUGGAUAUAUCUUUAGGGUGCGCUUUUGAACCUGGCAGAGUUUCAUUUUCCCUUACUCUGCAACCUGUUUUAGUAAGAUGAUCUGCCGUGAAAUUAUUUCCUUGGACGUAAAGUAAAAGCUGAUGCUGACCAUUUCAACGGCAAAGCUUUGGAAUCUGUAGACUCUUCCACAAUAAGGGCUGGCAACAUAGGCUCAAAGCUUAGCUCCAUGUUUUCCUACACAGAUAGGAGGGCUAAGAAAAGACUCUGGUACUCAACCCCCCCCCCUUGCCGGAUACCCAUUCUCAUACCCAGCACAGGCACCUGUGAACUCCUGGCAUCAGAUGCACCUAAAGGGCACUGCAUGCCCUUCAUUUACCUCAAGACCCUAACCUAAUUCUGCAGUAGCACAGCAGUUGCUUGUAUGUUCUGUGCAAAGAAUGUGUUUUCGGGUAUAUAUACAGAGUCUUAAGAUUGAAUCAUAAAGUGGCAAAUGAGGAACUGGGGACCUGAGCUGCUGCUUUUCAGUGCAAAGAGAAGCAGAGCAGAAAGGGUGACACAUCUUAGGGAUAUUGUUCAUCUCUCUCCCCCCGGUCAGGGUUCCUAGAGGUGUGCAUGCCACAAAUCAAGUUGGGGAUUUCAGUAGGUGGGGAAGAUUUUUAAUUCCUUCCACAGCUGCUGCUUUUCCCUUGCAAGUUAUGCCUCCCCAAGGAUUCCAGACCCAUAUUUGCUGCUUAAUGUCUUAUUCCAUUCUGAGGAUCAAGCCACACAAGCACUCGCCAGCCCCCGCUUUUUAUGUGCUGUUUUUGUUUUAUUCUUGGCUCUGAUUUUUCUUAUCUCUGUGGUGUUCUUCCUCUCCCUCCCCCCCCAAAACACAUCAUCUUCAUUUUGUGCUAUAUGUACAAAAUAGAUAUUUUGCGUGUGCCUGAAACUUACACCUAAUUUUUAUUUAUAUUUGUAUCUGCCUAUGGGACCCAGGUGCAUAUGGGACCCAGGUGGCACUGUGGGUUAAAGCACUGAGCCUAGGGCUUGCUGAUCAGAAGGUCGGCGGUUCGAAUCCCUGUGACGGGGUGAGCUCCCGUUGCUUGGUCCCAGCUCCUGCCAACCUAGCAGUUCGAAAGCACGUCAAAAUGCAAGUAGAUAAAUAGGAACCACUACAGCGGGAAGGUAAACGGCGUUUCCAUGUGCUGCUCUGGUUUGCCAGAAGCGGCUUUGUCAUGCUGGCCACAUGACCUGGAAGCUAUACGCCGGCUCCCUCGGCCAAUAAUGCGAGAUGAGCGCGCAACCCCAGAGUCGGUCACGACUGGACCUAAUGGUCAGGGGUCCCUUUACCUUUACCUUUACUAUUAUCUAUCUGUCCAUAGCUGCCAAGUUUUCCCUUUUCUCGCGAGGAAGCCUAUUCAGCAUAAGGGAAAAUCCCUUAAAAAAAGGGAUAACUUGGCAGCUAUGUAUCUGUCUAUCUAUCUAAACUUUCUAUAUACAUAUAGCACAUGCACACACACACACUCCACCUGGAUAGUUUGUUUGAAACAAACUUGCACACUUCACAAGGAGAGGGAAGUUAGCAUAACAAGUUUACCUUUGCUCAGAGCAUGCCAUGUGCACAGGGGAAAAGCAAAAGGUGUGAGCCUUGAAGACAUCCACUCUGAAACAAAAACAGGCAGCGAGACCUUCAUUAGCAUCUCUCCAGUGGUUGGAACAGGCUGGGUCAUGUCACAAGUUGCUUUCUACCCGCCAGCCCUCCAAGACAUCUUUUGACUAAUAAUGUCAAAAACUGUGUGACUUGAAAUACAGUGGUACCUCUACUUACGAAUUUAAUGCGUUCCGAACGCACAUUCGUAAGUCGAAAAAAAUUGUAAGUCAAAUCCCAUAGGAAUGCAUUGGGAGAAAAAAAAACCGUAAGUAGAAGCAACCCUAUCUAAAAAUCCGUAAGUAGAAAAAAUCCUAUCUAAACAAGAUGGCGGACGGAGCUCCAUUCGUAAGUAGAGUUAUUCGUAAGUAGAGGUACCACUGUAUAAUAUAGAAAUAGAUCUACUUAAAAAUGGAAGAGUAAUUUGAGAAUGUCUCCUUUAAAAUCUUGUGGUUCCAUGUAGGGUCAAGACUUGGGGACCCAUCACAAGCAUUCUCAAAAUCCUUUGACUGCAUAUACACUGUAAAUGUUUGAUAGGCAAACAUUUAAACAGAAUACUGCUGGCCACUGCUAUUUUUCUAGAAAAAGAGGUGCUAGAACUCACCAUGAGCACCUCCCUUGUUCUCUUAUAAUGGCAAUGGUGUCCACCUGAGAGGUGCUGGAACUGAGUUCUGGCUGAAAAAAAGCUCUGCAGCUGGUCCAUAUUAAGGGGAGGGGAAAGGAUUGAGUGGCUUUUUGCAAUGCCACUUCCAUCCCCUAACUUACUCUUCUAUUGCAACAGUGCAAGUUUGCUUCCUGCAAUCUGCCUGUUGUUUUCCACUUUCAAAGGAUGCCCUUUUCAGAAUUCCUUUUUAUUCUAAAGGGCAGAAUAUGGCACCAAAAGAAUGAUUGGGAAAUUGCUUAUGUGUAUUGCAAUGGAUAUGAGUCAUAUCACACAGCCCUACCAAUGAACUUCUUUUCCAUAAGGAAAAACGAAGACGUAUACCCCAAAGUAUAGCACCUCUUUUUUCACGCACACUCCCCCCUCCCCGCUCUUUAAAAGUGGACACUGUUGAAUUACCAAAUGCCAGAUCCAAACUAUAAGCUCAUUGGCUACACAGGAUCAAGUGUGACUAAACCACGGGGGGGGGGGGCUCUAAUCCCCAAACCCACAUUGCCACUUGUUUUUCCAGUACUUGCUUGUAUUGUGAGUUGUUCUAUGUAAUCACUGCACUUCUGUACUAUCCUGUACUAAGUUCUUUUGUACAAAGAAUGGCAGCUUACAUGUGGUUAUUCCAUCAACUACAUGCAUGAAAAAUAUACAUACCUGAAGGUACUUUGCUCUGAAUUUAAUAUUUUGUUUCAGCUACUUCCCCCAUUCCUAGAUGCCUUUAAAUGCUUGGUGAUGGUGCAUGUCUGCUCAGCAGAAGCCCCUGAACCCUCGCCCUUUUAUCAAUCUGUUCCCAAAGGGAUGGUCCCUAAACUAAUUCUAAUAGUAAUAGUUCACUGUCAAGAAGCUAAGUUUUGACAUGGAGGGGUAGAAUGGCUCACUCCAUCCUAGAUUGACUUCUGCUCCAAUAAGAUGAGACAAAUGAUUCUCUCUGACUGAGCUGGCUGCCUUUGGUGCUCAGAUGAAAGAGUGCUUCUUUAGUGGCAGCAUCAGUAAGAGAGCAUCCGAACCACUUGGGGUGUAUGUGUUUGUGUACCUAAGUCAGUCUGCAGAGGUUCUGAAAUGAGGCCAAGUGACAAGGCAAAAGGAAAAUCCUCCUGACUCCAGCGUAAUUUACACAUCCAUUUGCUUUGUUCUCUGAGUGGUAUCCGGUUCAGACAUCAGCCGUUGAGGUAUGAUCCUUUGCUUCUACAGAUCCUCUCAUUGUUAAAUCCUUAGUUUUAAAGUUACCCUUCCGGAUUGUUGAACUUGUCCCUCCACCCUAAACAUAUUAAACAGUAGAGAUCAUAGAACAGAAUCUUGUUCAGAGGCAUUGUUCACACUGGGCCAUUUCAUAUGUGUCCUACAGAGGAUGCAUUUCUUUGUGGGAAAGAAAGAAGAUGAUCUCAAUGUGGCUUUGUACUGCAUGCUAUUGGUGACACAGAAAUUAAUCUGAUUUUUUUUUAAAAAAAAAAAAUCUGUUGGAUUUGAAAAUCUGUUGGACAGAGAUUGGGUCCAGGUUCUUGCACUUUCAAAGUAUGAUGAUGCAGGAGUCUGUUUCUGAAAGGAAGGACAGUUAUAAUUUUCUGAGCAUUUUAUAUAUUUAUUUUUCACAUUUUGUAUAGAAUGCAAUAAUGAAAGCUCUUUGCACACUUUACAAUAAAUUACAAAGAUCCCAGUGAAACCCCCUGUUCUGUAUCUUACUAUGUGGAUCAAAAUUCAAGUACUGUAAAGACUGUUUGUAUGGAGACUUUGUUGUGAAACUAAAUCCUGUUCUGAGAACUAGCCUUACAAGCUUCAGGCAUAGCAAAUAGCUCCUCUGUCACCAGAAUACACAAUCCUGGUAUGUUUUGUUGAACCUGUAUCUAGACUUCUGCUUAUGAUUCUUUCCUGAAAGACCCACAUGAUUCUUAAAUUCACUUUUCAUGCAAAUUCUUUGUGGGUGUCUUUCCAUGGAGGAAAACCCUUAUACUGGGUCACUGCUAGCAAUGCAGGUGUCUGGUGAUCUAAAAGAGACUUGAUUAGGAGCUCACUUGUCCAUGUUUGUUAUUGUGGCCCCCAAGCCAGACCUUGGGGUGUGAAUCCUAGUGCACUUUUCACUGCAGGCUAUACGUGGAAGUAGACGUGCACCAUAGUCCUUCUAGGACACUGUCCUUUUCACAAUCAUAAACUCUGGGUUGUAGUCAAAGCUGCUGUUUUACUUGUGCAAUGGAAAUAGCAUCUUCCUGCACACACACAAAGUAAUUCAAAACAACCCUAAGACAAAAAAACCAACACCCACUAAAACCAAUUAAAUUUUACAUGGGGGUGCUUUUUUGUCCUAGCCAAGGUAACAGGAUGAAGUAAAACAUUUCCAGCAAAAACUGAUCCACUGAAGUGGGCAUAUGUGCCGAGACAGAAUUUUCUGUUUGAAAACAAACAAAAGAGCCUAUGGAAAAAUAAACACCAUGCAAUCUAUUGAUUUAUUUUGGUCACUGUGGUACUUUUCUUUUGUUUCUUUGUCUCAUCUAAUGCUAAUGUAUUGAGAUUAAAAAUGCUCUGUGCCUUGUUCAAACACAAAGGAAGCAGAUUUAAAUGCCCUUCUGACAACGAGAAACCCCUGGAGAAGCCCAUUUGCUUGGGGGGGGGGAGACUAUGGUCAGCUGGGCAUGCUGCAUGGUUUGUAUAUUGUAGUGAAUGCCACCCUAUGUGCCAAAGACACACAAUACACAUAACUUUGGAGGAGACAGACUGGAAGAUUUUGUGUGUGUGUGUGUGUGUGUUUAUCCCUUUGGUCAAGUACAGUUGACAACCAAGACUCCCACCAUAAAUUUGAACUCUGCUGAGCCCUUUAAAUAAGGAACACUGGGCAGAGAUGAAGCACAAAUGGAAAGACUCUGUUGGCACACACUGACAUUCAAAUAAUUCAUGCAGACUUCCUUCCUUCCUUCCUUCCUGUGCAAGCCGUAAGUAGAAAGUCAGUUGUCUCCUCUCACCUUCCUUGCCCCUUCCUCAUUCUUAAUAGUGCAGAUUGCUUUGAACAAUACUAUCAUUUCCAUGAUUAUCCCAAAUGCUGCAUUUUUUAGUGCAUUGAAAGUCAUAUUUUUGUUUCCAGGGAACAGAAGAAAGACUGGCAGACUGCUAGAAAAUUCUAUGGCACAGGCUAAAUAAAUAACUGAUGCUACCAUGGACUCCAAUUCCAGUGCAGGGAAUGGGACCAGCUCUGGCUUGAGCGACCUUUUCCUCCUUUAUAGCAAGAAUGUGUUUGCUGUCCUCUAUGUCCUCCUCUUCCUUCUGGGCAUGCCUGGAAAUGGCUUGUUGCUCUGGAUCCUUCUCCGAGGUCUCCAAAGAAAGAGUGGCAGCCACAUCUCACGCCUGACGGAGCCUCUCUUCCUCAACAUCGUGAUCCUGGACCUCCUCUUCCUCCUCUACAAUGCCCCUGUGAUGUUUGGCAACAUCCUUUUCAGGGACUGGCGCCUGGGCCGCCUGCUGUGCGUCACCAACCGCAGCUUCUCCUUGUGGGUCUCCUUUGCUGCCUUCUACAGCAUGCUGGCCAUUGCGCUGCUUCGCUAUAUGGCUAUCCUCCACCCCAUGAGAGUGAUGCCCAUCUCCCAAAAGCAGAUAGCUAUCGCUUGCGGGCUCAUCUGGGUGACCUGCCUUAUAUUCUCCGCUCCGCUCUGGAUUAAUUAUGAGAUCAUUCACGUGGAGGGGCAGACGUAUUGCGUGAACCAAAUGGCAUGGAAGGAAAUUAACCUUUACCUGCGGCUCCUGGGAGGGGUGGGCUUCCUGCCUCCCACAUUGCUGAUGAUUUUCUGCUACUUGAGGAUCAUCUGCACCCUAAAGGUUAGGAGGGCGCUCUCUAUGCACACAGCAUCCAGCCUACAAGUGAACUGGCGAGCUUCACUGAUGGCUUUGGUCACCAUGGUGACCCUGGUGGCCAUGUGGCUCCCCUAUUGGCUGGUGAUUUUCUUUAUCAAGGAGGACGAGUUGCUAACCACAGCCCCUAUGUACUUGGCUUAUCACCUGACGUCUCUCCUGGCCUUCGCCAACCGCUGCAUUAACCCCAUGAUCUGCUUCUGCCUUUCUUUCCAGUUUCAGGCCAGGCUGAGGAACCUCUUUCGGAGGGUAGGAAAGGGGAUUUGUCAAGUAGGUCCUAUCCAUUUGGGUUAGGUAGCACGUGACUAAGGUGUACAAUACACUUUGCUAAAGUUGUGUGGAACAAGCAUUUAUUAUUUCCUGUCCUGUAGCCUGUCUGAGGGAUCCCUUACAUCAGUGCUGGAGGGCUACUGAUUUCCUGUCCCUGCCCUAUGUGACAUUCCCAGAGCCCAUAAGGAGAAAAUCAUACGUGGUAACUUAAUUAGUUGUACUCCUUUAAAAUAUUUGAAUCUACUUCUAGAAAAAAUUGGUAACCCCCAGAGACCUUUAGUUUAUGUUAAAUCCUGUCUAGGGACUUCAUUUCCUAAAAUGCCUUAUGUAGCAUUCCGUUGCAUUAUUGAUUCACACGAUUGAUCAGUUCCUUUCUGCCAAUAACAUAUUUUAACUAUAACUUGAAGUUGAUACUCAGCUCGUAUCCAGGCAGAGAAGGGCUGCCUUCUGUUUGGACUACCAAACGACGCCUUUCAAUUGGUUAUUUCUGACUUGUUUGUGCCAUUAAUUGGACACAGAUUCAUUCCCAAGGAAUACUGCAUGUUCGUUUACCUGAAAUGGUUCUAGUAGCAGCAACAGACAGCGGUCACCGGAGAGAACAUUAAUUGUGCUGAAGCUUCCGGGCUGGGAAUUAAGAGUCCCUGAAAUAACCUUUAAUAUUUGAGCUGAGGAAAUCUAUUGACUUGUAGAAUGGGCUAAUGAGGUCUCAGUGAGAAACAAGAGUGUGGUUCAUUUUUCCUCUACCAUUAACAGCCAAAUUAUCCUAUACAGCAUAAUUACCUGAAGCUCCCUAAUGUGAAGAAGAUAUAGCUGGGACUACAUUUCCUAGCAUCCGUAACUUCUUAAGUUCCCAGGAUUCUUUGGGAUAAGCCAUGACUGCUAACGCGGUAUUAAAGUUGUUUUUAACGGAUGGUGUGUGUUGCGACCCAAAACUCUCUGAUCCUCACUUGACCCAAAAAUUGUGACUAGAGAGGAGUAGUACAAGGGGCUGUCAAAUCCAUUAAAGAUAUUUAUAUCUGAUUAUCUGCCUAGCUCUGUCCAAUUAUUUAUCCAAUGAUGUAUCAUGUUCACAUAUCACAACAUUUAAUAAAAAUGCUUUUUCGGAAGAGUCUU
Molecule: messenger RNA, 8335 nt
Organism: Zootoca vivipara (common lizard)
Lineage: Eukaryota; Metazoa; Chordata; Lepidosauria; Squamata; Lacertidae
Product: galanin receptor type 3-like
Biological process (GO): cellular response to hormone stimulus; G protein-coupled receptor signaling pathway; positive regulation of vasoconstriction
Cellular component (GO): plasma membrane
Molecular function (GO): peptide binding; vasopressin receptor activity
Source: RefSeq, a predicted model, not a curated record